This is a messenger RNA of Geodia barretti, 1273 nucleotides long. NCBI's taxonomy places the organism in Eukaryota, Metazoa, Porifera, Demospongiae, Tetractinellida, Geodiidae. The record is from the annotation of a GenBank genome assembly.
GAUGGUCUUGGGAAAUGACCGUCUCGACGACGGCAGAGGCAGACAACUCACGGGAUUGUGCAAUGCUGGCACAGUUACACAUCUACCUAUAGACAGCGACUUUGUUGAUCUCUUAGUAUCUCCGGGAUUGUGGAACCUAUCACCGCGAUGAAACUCAACGCGGCGCUGCUACAUUUAGCGCUGACUUUCGCAUGCUGCGAAGCGACGGAGUUUACUACGACAGCGACAAAUACGAGAGUAUUGUGACCGAUGAUGGAACUUCUCUACCGAUAUCUCUAAAUCCCCCACUCCCUUACUUUGGGGAAAAGUACACCAACUGUACUAUAUGGGCCAUGGAUACUUGAUUGAACUUCACAAUGAUACUUGGGGCAUGGGUAGGAUAGAAGAACUUCCUGUUGAAAACUACACACUCGUUGCGCCUUUCUUCGCGGAUUUCAACGUAGAAAUGGGAGGCACCAUAAAGUACAGUCUUCUACCAGUCAGCCGGGGCACUUUUCUUGAUAAAGCACAAGGACAGAUCAGAAACUUUACUCAGUAUGACCGACUUUCGACCGAAGUACUUGAUUUUGGCGACAUGGGAAGAGGUUGCUGGAUAUUUCAAUGAAUCAAACGAUCAGGUCGACACGCGCCGCAAGUGUGUGCUAGCUACUGAUGGCGAAAUGACAUUGCAAUCUUUCUCUAUAAUGAGCUACAGUGGAUUCAGGCUGACAGAAGUUCCAGUCCUGCACAUGUGGGAUUCAAUGAUGGAACAGCAGGGCAGGUGCAAUGCUGGGAGAUGCCCUGCUCAGGAGACCCCAACAUCAAAUCACUCGUGGACAGCAGUAACAUUGGAAAGCCAGGUGUCUGGCUGUUUCGUAUAGACCAGAGUGCUAUUCAAUCUUGUCCAAAUAAAGUGACAUGCGAUAGAGAUGAGCUGUGUUCAUGUCUGCAAGACAACAGCCAUCCCAGCUGCCUGUGCAAGAACACUAUCACUAACAAUUGCAGGAAUGAAGAGCUGGUUUGCUUGGAUGAUGAUCCUCUUGUGACCUCUAGUAAACCAGUCCCUACUGCAAUACAACCUCCAGAGGGCGAUACUCCUAAUAAUCAACGGACAGUUGUCAUUGUGGUCCCUCUGGUUCUGGUAGUGGUUCUCAUACUUCUUUUUGCGAUUUGUGGAGUUAAUUUCAAAAUUCUAAAGGACGGACAACCAAAUGCACAGGGGGACGAAGCUGACAGACCACCAAAUGAACAGGAGGACGAAGCUGACGGACCACCAAACCAACAGGGGGACGAG